Messenger RNA from Pseudovirgaria hyperparasitica, 2016 nucleotides. RefSeq lists its product as uncharacterized. Lineage: Eukaryota; Fungi; Ascomycota; Dothideomycetes; Acrospermales; Acrospermaceae. The transcript is spliced from 2 exons. The coding region runs from base 209 to 1705 and encodes 498 amino acids. The record is from RefSeq and is a predicted model, not a curated record.
GAACGAAUGAAACGCUGUCUGCUCGCCGCAUUCGUGUCCGCAAUACUAAACAUGAAUUGAAGUGUUCUGGAUGCUUGACGAAUGCAGUGCCGCAGGCGGCCGUCGGCGCUCCACCCCUUUUGUUUGAUACAACCUUCGAACCCCGUCUUAUUAAAUAUUCUUGGUCUCUCCUGUUAUCUGCGUCUGUCAACUUCAGCAUUGAGUCAUUAUGAAGGCAUCAUCGAUUCUUGUUUCCCUGAUCGGGGUGGCCACGGCCACAGUCAGGCCUCCGCCAGGGUGUGCAUACGAUAAGUGUUUCUGGAAGGACCAGAUUCCGCAGGAAUGGAAGCCCCUCGUCACGAAGUUCUGCAAGGCCUUAAUUGGCAAACAGCCAUGUUCGACACCGUCUGCCCGUUUCAGCACAGUCGUCAAUACGUUGUCACCGACGACUGUCCAGCAGACGUUGCCACAGUCUACAGUUGUCGAGACGGUCCAAUAUACGACUACGGUGGUAGACAGUGUCGAGGUCACCAACACGCAGACCCAGGGCACACUCUGUGUGGUGACUACCGAUGGCCAAACUCCUGUCACGUCCAUCACCUAUCCACGAUUUACUAACCCGGCAUCGAACCAACCACAGGCACGCGAUUUGGAUGAACUCGCUGCUCAAGAUGACCCGCAAUAUCGAAACCGUAUGAAGCGCGAUACCUUACCCGCCUUUGCGACAGCUGGAUGUAACAAGUCACCACCCCUUCAAAAGCUGAAGGAUGCCUGCAAAUGCUUCCUUGCUAGCCCCGAAAGUCCUAUCAAAACAACAACCAUAGUCCAAGCCGGCUCAACGGUCAUCCAGACUCUCCCUGCCCAGACUACCACUGUUAUCGAAACCCUGCCACAGCAGACCGUCCGCGUAACUUCAACAAACGUCGUCACUGCCACCGUCCAGUCCUGCACCUCCACCUCCACCGUCUACUCGUCCACCAUUGCCAUAUCAAGCUGCGGCGCUCCGCCAGGCACGUACGUAAGCAGAACAAUCGGGCAAAUCUCCUGCACCCAGCCCGCCGCCGCCCCCUCCGGCUCCGUCAACGCCUUCCACCGCAUCGAAGCCGACAACAACCAAGGCACCGUCUUCGAGGGCUGCAUCUACGCCGGCCCACGCUCCAUCACCACCCCAAGCGGCGGCACCCACCAGUGCGGCGCAUCCACCGGGACCUCCAUCACAGGCCAGACCGAUGCCGCUUCCCAGCUCACCGGAUUCACCUACGACGGCACGUUCUCCCCGAGCUUCAACGACUACUUCAUCACGCGCAUCGGCUCGACUCAACAGAGCGGUAAUAGCUACUGGGGCGUGCUGAAUAACGGCGUGUUCACCACGUCUGGCGGGUGCGGUGCCCAGGUGCGCGCCGGGGACUCGUCGCUGUGGCAGUGGGACGCCUUCAAUCUGAACCAGCUCCUGACUAUCGCACCGCAGUACGCUGUUGUGAGCGUGGGCUCGACCGUGUCCAUCACCGUUACUGGCAGGAGUCCGAACGGCGGCCCAUCGAGUCCGUUUCAAGGAGCCACGCUCAGUGGUGGCCAGGGGCUGCAGUCGGGCUCGGACGGUGGCAUUACGUUCACUGUGCCGUCCGAGCCGGGCUGCUAUCAGUAUAAGGCGUCGGCGGGAGGUUCGGGCAGGUCGAAUGCGUUUUACUUGAAUGUGGUUUCCCAGUUUCCCAGUGAGAUCAAGUGAGCUUGCUUGCUUGCUUGCGUACUUGUUCUGGGUGUUUCCUAUCUUGCUUCGAAUUUUUCUGUCCGACCAAUUUAUUCGUUCGAGUUUUUGAUAUGGAUGUGUGGCCUGGUUCGCUGAAUCUAUCUAUUGCUUUGACAAGCUUUUUUUUUUCCUUGUAUAGAUAUUUACAUACAUACAUGUUCGACACGAAAGCGUCCAGAUGUAAUAGCUUGCUUCGUAAUUCGAAGGAUUUGAGGCUCGAUUUUUUUUUUUCGCUUGCUGGCUACUUGCACUCGUGUCAUGUGUGAGGUCCCUUUAUAAGAGAGAUAUAU